Messenger RNA from Diabrotica balteata, 1266 nucleotides. NCBI's taxonomy places the organism in Eukaryota, Metazoa, Arthropoda, Insecta, Coleoptera, Chrysomelidae. The record is from the annotation of a GenBank genome assembly.
AUGUCUUGCAGAGUUGUUUUAGAUAACCCAGGGAUUUAUAAACCAGGAGAUGCGAUUACAGGAAGGAUAGUAUUAGAGUUUUCAUCAAGGACGAAUUUUAGAGGUAUAACUUGUAAAUUAAGAGGUAGGGAACACACUUCCUGGACUGAAUCUGAAAGUUACUAUGAUAGUUCGUCUAAAAGCACAAAAUACAGGACUGUCCAUUACUCUGGAGACAACAAGUUUAUCUACCUCAAUCAUGCUCUCAUGCAUGAGAACGCGUUAGCGGCUGGCCGUUAUGAAUAUUCUUUUUCAUUUCAACUUCCAAGAGGAAUUCCUAAUCCAUAUGAAGGCAGUUAUGGAUAUAUUCGGUAUUAUAUUAAGGCAACCGUUGACAGAGCUUUUACUUUUGAUUAUGAAGAUGAAAUAUCACUACACGUAAUUUCGCCUAUAGAUUUUAAUGAAAUUAUACAUGAGCUUCAAUUGAAUCCUGUAUCAUAUCAAGAUGAAAAAACAAUAUGUUGCUGUUGUUGUGCAAGCGGUCCAAUUACUAUGGAUGUAAUUUUAGAAAAAGAAGCAUUUGUUGUUGGAGAGGUUGCUAAAAUUAAAGUAGAUAUUACAAACAUGUCAAAUGAGAGUACCGUAGAAUUAACGUUAUCCUUAAAAAUGACCAUCGAAUCUAAAACAACAUCACCAAAUCAUCAUUAUAAGUAUGAUAAAGAAUAUAUACAACACGUGUCAGAUUCAGGUGUUGGAGCCCACGGACAACGAAUAUAUAAAAUUAAUUUUCCAAUACCUACAUCAGCAGUGAUACCCAAUUUUAUUAAUUGUACUUUAUUUAAGCAGUGGAGUGUUCUUAAGGUUGCAGCAGUUGUUCCAGGUUGCCACACCAAUCUAGAAAUUGAAACUGGAAUUAAACUGGGCCAUAUUCCUCUGCCAGAACGUCCUAGACCACCACCUGUUGCCCCUGUUAUUACAUCUCCAAUAGACGGCGAGAGAGCACCGCCCUAUCCAACAGGUGCCCCCCUGUUUCCAACUCCAAAUGGAACUGGUUUGCCUAGCAUUGGAAUGCCAGUGCCUGUUCACAGAGGAAUUCCAUCAAGUUCAGCCACUGCCCCCUUGGAAGAGGGAGCUGCCUCGGCCCCACCUAAAGCUAAAUUAGCAACUGAUGAAGAUUUUGAAAUGUUGGAUGGCGUUUCAGACGAACCACCGCCUCCAUCUUAUUCGGACUCGAUGAGACAAGAAUUUUCUAACAGAUCGGAAAUGCCUUCAGCGCCUCCAAAAUAA